Messenger RNA from Sphaeramia orbicularis (orbiculate cardinalfish), 1113 nucleotides. RefSeq names its product olfactory receptor 6C4. Gene Ontology annotation, cellular component: membrane. Lineage: Eukaryota; Metazoa; Chordata; Actinopteri; Kurtiformes; Apogonidae. Bases 1 to 1113 code for a protein of 370 amino acids. The record is from RefSeq and is a predicted model, not a curated record. Gene Ontology annotation, biological process: G protein-coupled receptor signaling pathway; detection of chemical stimulus involved in sensory perception of smell. Gene Ontology annotation, molecular function: olfactory receptor activity; G protein-coupled receptor activity; odorant binding. The transcript has a single exon.
AUGGACACGGAAAGACGCAACUUCACGGGUCAGUGUGACCGGUUUACUGACGAACACAAACGCAUCACAGAGCAGUCGGAGUUUGCCGCUUGCCUCUUUCUGUCUAUACUGCCAUGUGAAAACACAGUCCAGGUGCUAAUAUUCGUCUUUGUGUUCCUUACUAUUUUUUCUUUUCUGAUCAAUGGGCUUGUUUUAUUUGGAGUGAGCCGGUCCGAUGAUUUAUCCGAGGAGCCGCAAACGAUGCUCCUUAAAAACCUGAUUCUGAGCGACAUGUUGCAGACCUUCAGCUUCGGUCCAGCGGUGAUCCACUCCCUUCGCCGACGCCGGACCAUGAUAUACGGUUUCUGGUGUAACACCCAGUACUUUGUCGGGACUCUCAGCGUUUUCUCCAGCCUCGUCAUCAUCACCUUUAUGGCACUGGAGCGCUACCUGUUCGUGUGCCAAGGUAUCCGCUACUUGGUCAUCCUCACUCACCGGCGCCAGCGUCUCAUCCAACGUCUGAUCUGGGUUUGCACGUUCUCCAUCGCCACCAUCCACUUGUUUGCGCUGAAGAUCGGCAGCGUGAAUCGACAGGUCACCAGUGGGUUACUGUGUGAACCGGACAUAAUGGAGCAGAUCUUUGGUUUCCCCCAUGCCGCUGUUGGUUUUAGGAAAAUCCUCAGCACCCUGAGUCUGUUUGUGUGCCUCCUGGUUUACGCGUUUUCCUAUGUAAACAUGUACAUAGUCGCGCGUAAUGCGGCGAUUCCGUUCAACGCGGUGAACACCGCUGCGCGCAAAACCGUGCUGUUCUACUGCGGGAUGCUGUUCCUGCAGCUGCUGCCGCUGCUGCUCAAAGUGGUUUCGGACGCACUGUGGGAAAUAAAGGGGACCGUGGCUAUGACGGUCCCGGAUGCCUCUCAGAGCGGGAACCUGACCCCUUCAGUGACUGCCACCGUCCUCCACCUAUCCCUGCUGGUGACGCUCAUGGUGCCGCCGUGCGUAAACCCGAUGGUGUACGGACUGAAGAGCGACAAGAUCAGGCUGGCGCUCCGUAAUUCAAUCCGCCGGUUUUGGGAUAGAAUAGUCGCUGACAGAAACGAGAACUUAGAGCUUCAAACCCGACGCACAGGAUAG